UUGAAUAUGUAAAUUAAUAUAUCAACAAUGCCCGCGCUUAUUAAUAUAAAUGCACGAUUACUCAUAUUACGAUUGCGUGUAUAUUGGAACAUAUUUGCAUAUUCCAAAGCAAAGCAAUUUAUAUAUGUAUGCAUUCGAUGAAAUACUUGAAACCAAUACCAGUGUGGGUUGAGAAGGAGGAGCAGCGUUUAAAGUGAGGAUAAACGAACAUCAUGAAUCAACUGCAAGCCUAUGAGUUUAAACGCCAUGAAAAAAUGGUGCGCGGAUUUUUUAAGACCGGGGUUGCGCAAGUUGUCUUCGGAAUUCUAGCCGUUGUUCUGGGUGUCAUUUCAUUAUCAAUUCGUCAUAUACAUGAUACCGAGGGAUUCUUGAUUAUGUCUUCACAUAUGAAUGUUUGGAGUAACAUUGUGUUUUGCAUCACUGGCGGAAUAGGAAUUGCAACUAGAGAAAAUCCUUCUUCUACUUUGGCAAGUGCGUAUUUUCGUCUGGGAUUGUUUUCUAUUUUGCUAUCGUUUGCUCUUCUUAUGAUGAAUAUAUUUGGACUUGUGUCGGCGCAUGCAAUAUCUCCGAUUGUUGCUGAGGGCGACAAUUCUUUGAAAAUAACAAUGAUGGCAAUUCACUCAACUCUCACAGCUAUUGGUAUAUUGCAAAUGAACCUUUUCUUAGUUUCCAUUGCAUACAAAUGUUGCAGACCGCUGAAUGACGCGAAUGAGCAACUGAAAUGUGAGCAAGCUCGCAGGCGACAGACAUGAUUGAGAGUCAAUCUUCAUGUUAUACUUGUUUUAAACUCAGACUAGAGUACUGAUGUUGUUAUGCAAGAAUGGCAUUCAGUACAAUUUUUGGAAUUAUGUUUGAAGUAGUGGUUGGUUCUUAAACAUUUGAAUAUCAACAUCCAUAAAACGCCUUGUGAAUUUCGAUUACCUUAUUAUACUGAUGAAAUCACACGAUGUAGUAUUUCAAUUUGAGAAAGAAGAACGCUUUAACAGAAUAAUAACGUCAUAAAUCAUCUCAGUGAAAGAGAUGGGUCUGUUCUGGUGAUAUCAAGCAAUUGAAUCUUAACACAAGAUAGUACUGGCAACAUCUCAUGGUUUUUGUUGUCAAUCAGCUUAUUUUGAUAUUUUGCUUCUUUAGUCUUUGCUGGAUGUGGGUUUUCAAUAAAAUAUGAAAUAUCGGUUGUGAAAC
Styela clava is the source of this 1182-nucleotide messenger RNA. RefSeq lists its product as uncharacterized. The record is from RefSeq and is a predicted model, not a curated record. Lineage: Eukaryota; Metazoa; Chordata; Ascidiacea; Stolidobranchia; Styelidae. Gene Ontology annotation, cellular component: membrane.